CUCUGUCCUCGUGGCGUUUAGCACCACCGAGCAAGGCGAGCGAACGGCAGCGUUGGUAGAGAGCGAGAGAUAGACAGUGACAGUGUGAGAAAGAGAGAGCCGCAUAACAACACCAUGACAGCACAGAACACAUACGACGUUAUAGUUAUUGGAGGAGGAAUAUCAGGGCUGAGUGCAGCUAAACUGUUGAAGGAGAAAGGGCUGAGUCCUGUGGUUUUGGAAGCUAGAGACCGGGUUGGUGGACGGACCUUCACCGUACAGAAUGAGCAGACUAAGUAUGUUGACCUGGGCGGGGCCUACGUCGGGCCUACUCAGAAUCGUAUCCUCCGAUUGGCUAAAGAGUGUGGAGUCAAGACCUACAAAGUCAACGAGGAGGAGAGACUGGUGCAUUAUGUAAAGGGGAAGUCCUACCCAUUCAAAGGCUCCUUCCCCCCCAUGUGGAACCCAUUCGCCCUGAUGGACUACAACAACCUGUGGAGGAAGAUGGAUGAGAUGGGCUGCGAGAUCCCCAGAGAGGCUCCAUGGAAGGCUCCACAUGCUGAGGAGUGGGACAAGAUGACCAUGAAGCAGCUCUUUGAUAAGAUCUGCUGGACCAGUUCUGCGAGGCGGUUCGCCACUCUGUUUGUGAACGUGAAUGUGACCUCUGAACCCCACGAGGUGUCUGCCCUGUGGUUCCUCUGGUACGUCAAGCAGUGUGGAGGGACCAUGAGGAUCUUCUCCACCACCAACGGAGGACAGGAGAGGAAGUUUUUGGGAGGUUCCAGCCAGAUCAGUGAGUGUAUGGCCAAAAAACUGGGUGAGCGGGUCAAGAUGGAGUCUCCUGUCUACAAGAUCGACCAGACAGGGGACAUGGUCGAGGUCGAGACGCUCAACAAGGAAACAUACAAGGCCAAGUAUGUGAUUGUGGCAACCCCUCCUGGUCUGAACUUGAAGAUGCACUUCAACCCCGAGCUGCCCCCUCUCAGAAACCAGCUGAUCCACAGGGUCCCCAUGGGCUCUGUCAUCAAAUGUAUUGUCUACUACAGAGAGAACUUCUGGAGGAAGAAAGGGUACUGUGGCACUAUGGUGAUUGAGGAGGAAGAGGCCCCCAUUGGCUUGACUCUGGAUGACACAAAGCCCGAUGGGACUGUGCCCGCCAUUAUGGGCUUCAUCCUGGCCCGCAAGUGCAGGAAGCUAUGUGGACUGACGAAAGAGGAGAGGAAGAAGAGGAUCUGUGAGAUCUACUCCAGAGUGCUAGGCUCAGAGGAGGCUCUGCAUCCUGUGCACUAUGAGGAGAAGAACUGGUGUGAGGAGGAGUAUUCUGGAGGCUGCUACACUGCUUACUUCCCCCCUGGUAUACUCACCCAGUACGGCAAGGUUCUCAGGGAGCCAGUAGGCAGGCUGUACUUUGCAGGAACAGAGACAGCUACUGAGUGGAGUGGCUACAUGGAGGGGGCUGUUCAGGCAGGGGAGAGGGCUGCCAGAGAGGUCAUGUAUGAAAUGGGCAGGAUUCCACAGAGUCAGAUCUGGCAGACAGAGCCUGAGUCAGUGGAAGUCCCAGCAAUCCCGUUUGUCACCACCUUCUGGGAGCGAAACCUUCCAUCUGUGGGCGGGUUCAUCAACUUCCUGGGCGUAGCCUCGGUCCUGUCUGUUGCCACUGCAGCAGGCAUGUUGGCCUAUCAGAAGGGGCUUCUCACCCGGUGCUAAACCUAAACCCCUCCCACCACCUCCUCUCCUGCAUCUCCAGAGGGCAAUUCUCUGACGGCACACUAUUCCCUUUACAGUGCACUUCUUUUGACCACAGCUAGAGUAGUGCUCCACUUUUGACCACAGCUAGAGUAGUGCUCCACUUUUGACCACAGCUAGAGUAGUGCUCCACUUUUGACCACAGCUAGAGUAGUGCUCCACUUUUGACCACAGCUAGAGUAGUGCUCCACUUUUGACCACAGCUAGAGUAGUGCUCCACUUUUGACCACAGCUAGAGUAGUGCUCCACUUUUGACCACAGCUAGAGUAGUGCUCCACUUUUGACCACAGCUAGAGUAGUGCUCCACUUUUGACCACAGCUAGAGUAGUGCUCCACUUUUGACCACAGCUAGAGUAGUGCUCCACUUUUGACCACAGCUAGAGUAGUGCACUUCUUUUGACCACAGCUAGAGUAGUGCUCCACUUUUGACCACAGCUAGAGUAGUGCUCCACUUUUGACCACAGCUAGAGUAGUGCUCCACUUUUGACCACAGCUAGAGUAGUGCUCCACUUUUAACCACAGCUAGAGUAGUGCUCCACUUUUGACCACAGAUAGAGUAGUGCUCCACUUUUGACCACAGCUAGAGUAGUGCUCCACUUUUGACCACAGCUAGAGUAGUGCUCCACUUUUAACCACAUAGAGUUCUGGUCUAAAGUAAUGCACUUUAUAGGAAACAGGUUGCCAUGUGAGACGUUACCACUCUGUGUCAUAGGCCUUGGUAAAGACUGUUCAGCUCUGUCAUUCACUACUGUACCGUCCAUUGUUCUAAAAACCUCCAUCCUCCACAGUGUCCCAACACAGGAUCUAUCAAGACCAGCUCACAAUAAUAUUGUCUGUUCUGCUAAGAUUGCUCUUUGAUACCUGAGAUGGGAGAUGAGAGAGAAUCCCUAGCUAACAAUAAGUCUGUGAUUCAGACUCUCAAACCAAUGAAGGACGACAACUAAAUCAGAGUUAUUGAAACAGUAGCUUUCCCAAUGAAGUUAUCAUUCACAAAUCUGCAUUGACUGUUUGAGACUGUGUGUUAAUUACCUCUGCUGAUUUUAGGUCCUUCUGUAGCUCAGUUGGUAGAGCAUGGCGCUUGUAACGCCAGGGUAGUGGGUUCGAUUCCCGGGACCACCCAUACGUAGAAUGUAUGCACACAUGACUGUAAGUUGCUUUGGAUAAAAGCGUCUGCUAAAUGGCAUAUAUUAUAUAUAUUAUAUUAUUAUAUAUUAUAUAUCAAGCCCAUUGAAAAGAUUAGGGGACAUCACCUCGAAGUAAAGCAGGAGGUGUGGAUACUUUCAGAGGGUAUUGAGCUUGCUUCUAACUACAGCUAAUUUGCCCAUGAUACUGAAUAAGUCCAGUUUCACAGUAUUUUCAGCAGAUAUUCCUCUCUUCUCCUAACAAAUAUGUAUGAAACAGAUUUCUAUCCAAUAAUAAAGAUCCCUCUAAAAAUAAAAAUAAAACAGUGGAAGAAAAUCAAAUGUGAGUGAAAUAACAUGAAUAUCUAGAUCUAUAGACGAACAGAAUUACUGCUCUGAGUAGAUAAGAGGAUCAACCUGUGAGAGCAUCCGUUCUGAAGCAUACUGUACGGUCGGUCUUACAGUGAGUGGUGGAACAUUGUGAUGUUGUCCCUAAAGACGUGUGCGUACGCCGUGAGUGUAGUCCAUCUUGCCUUAAUAUAAGUUGUGGUGUUUUAACAUUUUUGCAAGUGCCUGUGUAACUCACACUCAUUUCCCAUCCCCCCUUCCGCUGUACCCCCCUGUCUGGUUCAUUUGGCGUUAACUGGAGCUCAUUGGUCACUUUUGGAUUGAGUGCUCAUUCUGAUAUGUCUUAAUGUCUUGUUCUUGAUUUUUUUUUACAUUUGUGUAUUGUUACUGUUUUGCUAGAUAUUGCGGCACUGUUGGAGCUAGAAACAUAAGCUUCAUGCUGCACCUGCGAUAACAUCUGCAAAAAUGUGUACGUGACCAAUAAAAUGUCAUUUGAUUUUGACACCUUCUUAGGC
Messenger RNA from Oncorhynchus gorbuscha (pink salmon), 3709 nucleotides. RefSeq names its product amine oxidase [flavin-containing]. Gene Ontology annotation, molecular function: oxidoreductase activity. The record is from RefSeq and is a predicted model, not a curated record. The transcript is spliced from 15 exons. Bases 115 to 1686 code for a protein of 523 amino acids. NCBI's taxonomy places the organism in Eukaryota, Metazoa, Chordata, Actinopteri, Salmoniformes, Salmonidae.